CCCAAAGCAGGUUUUUAAAAAUCAAGUACAAUGGCAUCUAACAUUUCCCUUCGUGCAGUUCCCUUGAAAUGCAGUGGAAGCCAUUCCUAGAGCGAAGAUGUCCUCUUUCUGUCGUUGCUCACAGAUUUCGUUACAGUUCUUCCGCUCCUCCCAUCGAAGCCCGCUCUUGCGCCUUGAGGACUAGAAAGAUGCUUUUGCGAAGACGGCGCUCAGGCUUCCAAGGCUGCCCUGGGCCGAUUCCUGCGCCCGUGGGGCAACUGGCAAGAGGAAGGCGAGAUACCCUGGCCCAAGCCAGAUGGUCCCAUAGCACCGGGGCGCCGACCUUAACGCAGCUUUCUGCCCGGGCGUGCGCGGCGCCUUUGGGAUUCAACCCUGCUGCCCUUUGCAGGGGAGGCUGGGCGAUGAGGGCUGCGAACAGCUGGCCAGGAAAGGGUGUUCGCUGGGAGCUAAGUGGAACCAGAUGUUGGGUGGAAUCCUUUUGGCAACUCCGGCUGCCUGGCGGGGGGCCAGGAAUUCAGCGUGGGGGGCUGGAGAGGGGAGCCAGCGCACAGUCUCCCAGGGAGCCCGCGCCUAACACUUCGCGCUCUGCACGCAGCCGGGAUCGGGGCGCGUUUGGAGAAGGCAAGAGAGGGUGCCGGGGGGUGCCAGGCGGCUGCCAGCGUGGUGAGUGACGGGAUGUGGGGUUUGGGGGUGGGGAGGGAGAAGGGGCUGGAGGAAGAAGGAGAAGGCCCGGGCCUGAAAGAGAGAGAAAGAGCGUGCGCCAGAGGAAAACAUCCCUGCGCACUCUCCCAAAGUUGGUGAUCCCAUCCUGGGGAGAGCCCAGAUUCACUGCCGUGGGAGGUGCCAGGCAGGCCCCCUCUCACUGUGCCAAGCCAAAGAUGUUUGAGGAGGGGGAGAGAGACCUGAUGCUUCCUUUGAACUAAGUGAAAAGUUUCAAGGUGCCUUCUUACAUCGGAGACAAUGUAGGAUCUCGGCUUCUCCAGAUCUCCAGGGAUCACUUUGCUUGCCCCCACCCCCGGCACCCUGUGCCCCUCUCUCGCUGGGUGAAGGUGGCGGCUCCGUCUAGGCUUGUUUUGCCCUCCUGAAUUGCUUCUGAAGUUUUCCUCCGCCCAGGGCCAGCCAGCCUUCCAGGGCUGUCCAGCCCAGCUUCGGAAACCACAGAAAGCGAUGCCUCCUUAACAGCCAGGGCUUUCCUCAAAUAAACCUGGGAACUGUAGUUUUCUGAGAGUUGUUAAGAGGCUCCUGUGCCCGUCACGGAGCUUCAAUUCCCAGCUGUGGUGUACCUCACCGUAACUAUGCCGGUGCAAAACAGUGUUAGGUCCAGAUUAGGUCGUCAUAUUUAGAAUUAGAAUUAAAUAAGAAAGUUUGCUGUCAGUGGUGCUUGGUAACAUUCGACUUGGUAGGGCUGCAAUUUUUAACCCUGCUGUUUUCAUCACAAUAGGAUGACUUCGUAUAGAAAUGUGUUCCACAUGUAUAUUAAGAUCAGCUUCCUCAAAAAUAGAUAACACUGCAAGUGGGGCAGAAGAGAUAAUAUAGCAAAUCAAAAUUGUAUUGAUUGCUUUUAAAACUGCAUUUCUUUUCAAACUGCAUUUCUUUUAUUCCUCCCCCCACCCCCCAAAAAAAGAAUAUAUGAUUCAGUAACUGGGCCAGCAUCUUGGGAAAAGAGAAAGGUUGAUGUACAACAGACAUUGGGGAGUUAUAUACCAUUUAUGAACUGCAUGUAGGAACAAUUCCUUACAUUUUGCUGAAACGGAGUGGAGAGGGGGCUUAGCCCACAUUCUCUGCCAGGUGUUGUCCUCUGUGUCCCAACCCAUGUCUUGGCUCCAUGCUAAUCUUAAACCAAGCUGCUUAUUCGGUUCCUGUUUCAGUGAAAGUUUACAUAACCCAGAAACCAAACCCUUCGAGUCUUUAGAAGUGGAUAUAAUUUAAGCUCUCAAAAUUGGUCAACUUAUGGGUCGCAGUGCAUUUUCACUGAGCUGUUGUUUAAAAAUGCAAACAUUUGAUGCCAUGACAACCGUGGGAUAGAGGUAGGCCCCAGUUUUUUCUCCAUUUCCAUCUUCAUUGUGGGUUUGCUAUUUUUUUAUAAAAAUCACAGAGACAGUAAAGUCUCCUAACCCUCCACUCACCCAGAUCAAAUGUGUGGUUCUGGAAGUCAAAGGAGUUAGAGGAAGAUUCUGGACAAGGAUUCCAAGCCACCAGUACCAACACUGAUACGUCACUUGUAAGAGCCUAUUAUGAAAGUGAGUUUUAUUCUUGAGAUUGGAUGAUAAAAACAAGAAUGCACUAAAGGGAAUGCCAUUUACCUGCUCAGAUUUUUGGGGUGUCCACGACUUAGUACCACCCUCAUUAAUCAAAGAGAGGAUAUGUCUCAGCUGGCUAGCCAAAUAAUAUAGCUGUAAAUUAGGUAAAUCCCAUCCACCCUCUAACCAAACAAUAAACCAUUCCCCCCACCCCGAUUCUCAGAGAUUUUUCAUCAAAGGGAAAUGGAUUAAUGUUUUUCUGCCAAAUCCUAAACUGAGUAGAGGGAAUUGAUGUAGUGAAUUACUCCUACACAUCCAUUGCCAGAACGCUAAACACACGAAAGCUUUUGAAAUGUGAGGAACACUUGUUUCUAGUCGCAUGCGGUUUUCCUCACUGCAAAAAUCAGUUUUAUUUUUUCAUUAUCCAAAAGAUUUCCUUUUCUAAAUUAAAAGAACAAAGUAUUCCAACCAGCGAAAAUGAUUGUUUCAUUUGAUCCAGCAUGGCUCCGUCCUGAAAAUGUGAAGUAAUAAUCUGUUUAUGUGCACCAGAGCAAUUACAAUGUCUUUUUGCUUGUGCACAAUGUCCACCUUUCUCUCUCGCUCCUGACUUCUAGGGCACCCUCGCCGUCUUCCCCCUGCCCGCAAUGUCCCAUAUGACUCUCUUUGCUCUUUGUCUCCCACCUGCUGACCUGAGCUUUGCAAAAACGCAAAGCUCUUCAGACUUCAGCUCUUAUUUUGAGGGGUGAGUGAGUCACCGUUCUCACCAGGGUGGAGUUGGCACUGGGUGAGGAAGAGGCUUCCUGGGCACCAGGAAAAGUCCUGCACCCAUGGGUGCCAUCUCGGUGACCCCAGCUAGGAGCAUUUGUCCCAGACAAAUGUGCAGCCUUCGACUUGACGGUGGUGGAAACUCGCUCGCCCUCUGUCCUCAUUUGCCCCCAAGGAGACUCCUUCUGGUGACCUGGAACUCCCAGGGCCUCGUCUCUUUCUUGGCACCCAUGGAGGUGGGUGCCAACCAUCGGCACCCCUGUUUUCCUCCGAGAGGCUGGCUGUUGCCUCAUCCACUCUUCCUGCGAGACCCAGAGGAUGCUUGAUGAUGGGGUUUAGCCGUGCCCGAGGCAAAACUCAGCGAGUUGGCUGUAUUUUAGGUAUAUAUACAUUAGCCCAAACAAGGGUUAUAUUUAGCACUGCCUGGAGACCAUUUCUGCCUUGAAGCAACAUUCAACACACGGGGCCCUUUCAUCACCUGAAAGAGGUGCAUUCCUGCAAUAACAAGCCAAGACCCAGACCUGCAUUUAUUCCUAACUACUCCUUUGAUACUGACUCAAUUCUAGUGCUCAGGGGACGGUGCAAUUGCAAGUGGGGAGGAGAGCUGUUCUUGCCCUCGGAUCCUGUUUGCAGGGGGUGGGCAUGUGAUUGGCCCCUGUGCUGGGCGAGAUACUGGCGUCUUAGUUAUAUGUUUUUAGGUGCCAGGCAAAAAACGUUCCUCCUAAUCGGCCAGGCCUUUGGCUAAUUAAUAUUUGACAGCCUUUUAAAUGUGUUUGUGGGAGGGGGGUAUUGCUAUGUUGUUUUAACUGUUUAUUUGUUGCUUUUUCCUUGUAUUUUUAUUUUUGAGAUCUUUUGAUGAAGGGUGGUAUAUCAGUCAAUCAAUCAAUGAUGGCUCCUCUUCUUUACGCUAGGUUCCCCAUCACCUCUCUGAUGGAAUGUUAUCUCUGCCUUGCCAGGUUUUGUUCUGUUUUUAAUGAAAGGCUGGAGGAGGAGGAGGAGGAGGAGGAGGCAGGGCUGGAUUGGAGUCAGGGCCUGGCAGGGAGUCAGGGGCCUGAUCCGAGUCAGGGAGGUGACAUGCCCGAUAUCUGCAACAUGAAAAGGGACAAACCUUUUGGUCUACGGUUUUUAAAGCAAUCAAUACAAUUUUGAACUGCUAUGUUAUUCCUCCUGCCCACCUUGCAGUGCUAUCUAUUUUUGAGGAAGCUGAUCUUAGAGUAUAUAAUAAAAAGCUAGCUGUUCUGUUUGGGGUGGCACAAUGGCUUGUUUCUGGAGAGAUCCACAUGGAGCCAAUACUUCUUUUUGGUAUUCUGAAGUUUGGGAACUUCAUUUAGAAAAGUUGACCAACAAGCUAUGCAUUUCCAGAGGGAAAAUGCGAAAAGGAUAGAUUUUCAGGGGUUUGGUUUGAUUUUAUUAAAUAUAUCAUGGUCUGUUACCUCCCUCUGCUUGUUAUCAAUGGAUUGGGUUGAGUAAAAAAUAUAUUUUUCCUCUUUUAAGAUUAAUCCCACCCAUGACAGCAGUGGGUUUUAUUUUAUUUUACCUUUAAAAGUAUACCCAGCCUUUUAUUCUCUGGUACCAGCCUGAUGUGUCUUUUUCUUGCUGUCAUUGUGGUUAGCUCAAUAAAGAAACAAAACAAAAUAGAGGAGUUGUCUGCUCCAAUUCCAGUGCAAUAAUAAAGAAGGGUGAGCAUGAGAGGGCCUUGCCAUUGUCCUUCUACUGUUAGUAGCACCUGAACUGCAAAUUUGGGAGCCCAUAUUUCAUCCUAGGGUGCUCCUAGGCAGGGGAUUAAUAUUUCACAUGGGUCUGUCGGUUAUCGCAAACAGACCGUUGGCAACAGGUGAUUUUUUUUAUAAAAAAAGGUUCUGGAUUUUCCACAAAAAUAGUAAAUUUGAAUUAAAUGGGGGAGGGAAUUAGAGUGGCGCUUGUGGGUUAAACCACAGAGCCUAGGACUUGCCGAUCAGAAGGUCGGCGGUUCGAAUCCCCGCGACGGGGUGAGCUCCCGUUGCUCGGUCCCUGCUCCUGACAACCUAGCAGUGCGAAAGUGCAAGUCAAAGUGCAAGUAGAUAAAUAGGUACCGCUCCGGCAGGAAGGUAAACGGCAUGCGCUGCUCUGGUUCGCCAGAAGCGGCUUAGUCAAUAAAGUGAGAUGAGCACCGCAACCCCAGAGUCACGACUGGACCUAAUGGUCAGGGGUCCCUUUACCUUUACCUUUUAUGUUGAUGCCAACGCAGUCAUGUGGGCACUGCGAACAGCUUGCAUGAAUGAGGAGAGCACCACUCCUGCAAUAAACACCCCUCUGGAAGCAACCCUAGUCGCAGCCAUCCUUGCUUCUACAGUAAGAUAUAUUGGAUUUCUGUUUAAAUCGCAGUGAUCAUUUCUAAAUUGUUGCCCACGCAUAUAAAAUGUUGAUCUGCAGAUUUUGAAGCUAAGUCUGGAUCAGGAAGCUUGUUCUUCUAAUCCCUGGGAGCUGGGAGCUCCCUGUACUUACUUUUCUGGGGUACUUCACUGGAAGCUGCAGGGGGGAUUACAGUGGACUUUGCAUCAUACACUGGCUGAUGCGGUAUAGUGGCUAAGAGACUAGCUCAUGGCUUAUCUGGAGAGAGGACAUUCUCCCUAGCCACACCCCCUCUCUGCAGGCCACACCCCUCACUGCCACUGCUUUGCAGUGUUGUUCCGACCCCCCCCCUUUCCCCUAGCUGGAAUAUACCGUAAUUUUCUGUGUAUAACACGCCUCCAUGUAUAAGACACCCCCUACUUUGGGGGACUCCAAAUUAUGAAAAUAUUACUAUCCGUGUAUAAGAAGACCCCCCCCCAUUUUUAACAGUAAAAAAAACCUAGUCUUAUACACGGAAAAGUACGGUAAAUUCUGCCCCUGCCUUUUGCUUGCCUUGAAGGAAGGAGAGAGAGAGGUCUGUGUGCAGAAACUGGUCUUUUGCAGCCCUCUCUGGCACUGCAUGCAAAGCAGGUGCUUGGCCACUGAACUCUGUGGAUCGUUUCCUUUAAAAUCUCGUAUUUCAAUUUCCCCCCUUUUCUACUCUACCUUAUGAACAGCUCCUGAGAACUCAGAAGCCUGCCUAUCCCCAACUUGGGUACAAGCACCUUGAGUUGCCACCUGGGCGUAAUAUCCACCCAUUCUUCUACUUUUCAGUCCUGAUCAGCCCUGUAAAGGUUUUCUCUUGGGGAGAGAUGCGCUCUGCACAUUCACAGAGGCUCUUAGUGUCUCAGUACUAUGGAGAGCAGCCAAAAAGCAGCCUCCCUUUUGGGACAUAGAAAGGCGGUCACUUGGCACCCCACUUUGCGUCUUGCCUACCAUUCGGGCAAAUAACUGCUGCUUGCUGUCACUGCCCUUAACCUCUAACCGGCCUCCUUUCCCCCAGGCAGAACAAUGAGGUCUGUUUCAUGUCUCCUCUUGGCAACGCUUCUGAGAGCUGCAGUUUCACAGGAACUGGAGGAACCCGACACUUACACGGUAAAUGGCCUGGGCCUCCCACCAUGCCAGAGUGGAUGCUGUAGGGCAGGAGGGGUUCCAGCUGCAAAACAGGCAUGCAGACACACACAGAGGUGCGCCCAGGAGGUGGUUGUUAAUGCUGCUCAGCUUCGAUGCAAGUGAUGCAUCCUCAUCUGGGGUGGAGCAUGACAGGGGCUAGAGAGCCAGCGUGGCAGUGAAAGAGGUGGACUAGGAGAACAGGGGGAACCUGAGUUCAAAUCCCCACUUGGCCGUGAAGCUCACUGCAUCAUCUGCCACAGACUUUAUCUCUCACCGUGGCGUAACUCAUAGGGCUGUUAUUUGGGUAAUAUGGAGGGAGGAUGCUACCUUGAGCAUCUUGGAAGAAAGGCGGGCUACAAAUGUCACAUGUCACAGUGUGGAGUGCUUCUGUUUAUAGGGUGCCAGCUGCCAAGCCAGCCAUGCCUCCUUGCAGGAUACUCCAUUCCAUCGCCCUCCCACCCCCAACAGAGUUCCCAUAAACCCUCAAUAGUCAGUAAGCAUUCCAUGCUAUCUGGGUAUCUGGACUGCUUUGGAGCUCCCUCAUUCCAACCCUUUCCGGUUUUUGUUUUCUAAAUACAGUGGUACUUCGGGUUACAGACACUUCAGGUUACAGACUCCACUAACCCAGAAAUAGUACGUCAGGUGAAGAACUUUGCUUCAGGAUGAGAACAGAAAUCAUGCUCCGGCGGAGCGGCAGCAAUGGGAGGCCCCAUUAGCUAAAGUGGUACCUCAGGUUAGGGACGUGGGUGGCGCUGUGGGUUAAGCCACAGAGCCUAGGACUUGCCGAUCAGAAGGUCAGCGGUUUGAAUCCCCGUGACGGGGUGAGCUCCAGUUGCUCGGUCCCUGCUCCUGGCAACAUAGCAGUUUGAAAGCACGUCAAAGUGCAAGUAGAUAAAUAGGUAGCAUUCCGGCAGGAAGGUAAAUAGCAUUUCCGUGCGCUGCUCUGGUUCGCCAGAAGUGGCUUAGUCAUGCUGGCCACAUGACCGGAAGCUGUACGCCGGCUCCCUCGGCCAAUAAAGCGAGAUGAGCGCCACAACCCCAGAGUCGGUCACGACUGGACCUAAUGGUCAGGGGUCCCUUUACCUUUACCUUUUACCUCAGGUUAAGAACAGUUUGAGGUUAAGAACAGACCUCUGGAACGAAUUAAGUUCUUAACCCGAGGUACCACUGUAUGUUUUUGUAGUUCUGCAAACCUUGGAGUCUGCCCCCUCCUCCAGCCUCCUGGUCCCUCCCUCUUGGGUGUGGGUGGGGAUGAUUUGGCUGCAUAAUGACUACACACUAGGAGCCCUUAUUAGUGUAUAAGAUGAUAUAACAAUUUGGCGCAAAUGAAGAUGGCCCAACAGUCUCAUAGAAGGGGGGCCCCUGUACCCCCCUCCACCAAACUAUUUUGGGGGCACAGGACUGGGGUGCACAAAACUCUGGAUAUACAGUAACGCCUCUGAGCAAGCGUAGGCCGGAAAAUAGAAAGGGGCUCCUGCCCCUUUAAUAGUGCACUCCUUGAAAUGCCCUGUUCUACACUACUAUUAAAGGGGCAGGAGCUCCACCCUAUUUUGCCUUAGCAGUGGUGAUGGUGGUUUCUAGGUCAGUGUUGUUUCUGGCUUAGAGCUGCACACAUGCCAGGCCUUAGCCCCAGAAUACAUUUUCGAUAUGUUCUGUAAUACGUUGGCUCUUAAUGGCCACUAAAUAUUCAUGGGCAGACCAAAAAGGAAGAGGACUUGCAAGACAGAAGAUGGUGUUUUAAGCAGGGCUGAGCAUCCUUCACCGGUUGUCUUGCAGUGUGGCAAAGGGGAUGGUAGUCCCCAAGUCGGGGGCCUGAUUGAUAUCUUUAACUCAUUCCUAUAUGUCCUCCCUCUGCCCUAGGAAUGCACUGACGGCUACCAGUGGGAUGCGGAGAGUCAACAUUGCAAAGGUACAGCCUGGCAUUCCAGAUAGCCAUCUUGUUGAGGACAGGAACAGGGAAAUUGGACAGUUUGGGUUUCUUUUGGUUCCUUAUUCUUUCCAUUUUAAGGUUUUGUGUUUUUUUAAAAAGAAAACUCCUCUUGAAAAUUUGUGCACAUGCGUGAGGUCAAACUGUGGACCGAAAUGCGUGUAUUAGUAUAAACGCACAUGAAAAUUUUUAUAGAUUGCCUUCAUACAUGUUGUUUUCCCAGUUAUCGUAAUUUUUUUGCAUGCUUUUCUCACUUUGGUGCACAAUUUCCCCACCAAACAUUUCCCCAUGUUUUUGUGUGCGUUCCUUGGUUAGAGAACCACAUUUUUAAACAAGGGGGGUGGGGACUGCGAAUUUUGAGGGACAGUUUGGUUUCGGUUUGCAUAUUGGCUUCGGAAGUGCAAGUACAGUGGUGUCCGCAUUAACAUGUGAGCAGAGCAAAUCUCUUCCUCCUACCUGGUUGGGGGAAUAAUACGCAUUGUGGGAGGAAGGUUGUAGGUCAACCUGGGUGAGCCUCCCAUCCUCUUGGGUGUCUUUGUUGGCAUCCUAGUGCCUAGAGACCAAGGAUGGGGAACCUUGGGCCCAGGAACCAAAUGUGGCCCUGCAGCACUCUUGGCUGGCCCUUGGGUCUCUCCCCAGCCACACCCCCUAACUGCCCAGGCUCCCCACCUUUCUUGAGUGUUUUUCUCUGGCCAUAAUGUGUCCUUGCAUGCUGACGAAGCCCCUUUCUGGCCUGGGUGGAAGCUAGAGAGAGUCUGUAGAAACCAGCCUACAAGCAAAAUUUACAUCUGUAGCCCUGCCCACUUUUACCUCUGUCCAACCACUGCUGUCCUGCGGCCCUCAGGAAAUUGCCCAGAAGGGAAUGUGGCCCUCAGGCUGUGGCACAGGCUGGGUAAGCAGCAGUGUUAAAAGCUCAGAUACAUCAGCCAGGCACCAAAUGGCUCCUUAAACCAAGGUUUCAAUCACCAAAACAGAAUGUCUAAAGUCUUAUAAAGUCUUAUUUUUCAAAAGAUGGAUUGACUGUGAUUGAUUAACAUCUGGCUGGUUCAGAUGACAGGCUUAAGCCUCGGUUAAGAACUUUGAGAACUUAAAGAAGAAAAGUCCCUUGAUCCAAAGACAGUCAACAUAUAUAUUGGCCUCUUCCGACUUCUUUUUGUUAACAGCGACUGCUCCUGCUCUGGCUGCACAGAAAAAGCAUUUGGGUUCCUGGAAUUCAUUCCAAUUGUGCAGAUAAAAUAUAAGUGUUAGAAUUCUACAGCAUGCGGGAUUAGUGUGUGAAUACAGUCCAGAACCAAGAUCUUAGAUGAUGGAGAUGUCAUGCGCCAUCCUGGCACCCAGGCAUCCUCACGUGGUUGGAAGCUAGGUGCAAAAGGUGCCUGGCUAAUUUCAAACACUGGUUCCUAAGUGGUGACAGUGGCAAGGAGUUCAGGCAUCGCUGGGGUUGUCUUGGCCUAAGGCCUCCACUGAACGUGGAAACAGCGUUGGCUAGGAUGUCUCCUACAGCGAGCUGGAACUGACAAGAAGAAGGAGGGAGCCUGGGUGCCCACCUCCCCCCGUCUCCCCCUUAUCCUGUCCCACCUGAUUCUGUUUCCUUCCUCUUCCUCCCACGCCACCCGCCUGCCAGAUGUGAACGAGUGCGAGACCAUUCCCCAUGCCUGCAAAGGAGAGAUGAAGUGCAUCAACCACUAUGGGGGGUACCUGUGCCUCCCCCGCUCGGCCUCUGUGAUCAACGACGUGAACUCCGAAAGGGCUCCUCCCCCCAGUCCCCCCAGGCCCAGGCCCCCCCAGCAGGCCCAGUACUUCGUACAGAACAACUGCCCCCAGGGCUACGAGCCGGACAGACAAGGAUCCUGCAUGGGUGAGUAGGGCGGCAGCAGCAACCCGAAGGGCGAGGGAGGAGGGGAGAUCUCAGGGCAUGGGGCAUGUUUAGCCUUGAGGAGAAGAGACUUGAGAGGGGGGGACAUGAUAGCCAUUAGAUAGAUAGAUAGAUAGAUAGAUAGAUAUAGAUAUCUGAAGGGCUGUUGUCCCAUGGAAGAUGGAGCAAGCUUGUUUUCCGCUCCUCCAGUGAGUAAGACCCAAACAAACGGAUUCAAAAUAAAAGAACGGUGAUUACGACUAAACAUUAGGAGGGACUUUCCUGCGGUAAAUGCUGUUUGACAGUGGAACGGACACUCUCAGAAGGUGGUGGAGGUUUUUAAUCAGUGGUUGGAUUCUUCUUAAGGGACGUGGGUGGCGCUGUGGGUUAAACCACAGAGCCUAGGACUUGCCGAUCAGAAGGUUGGCGGUUUAAUCCCCGCGACGGGGUGAGCUCCCGUUGCUCGGUCCCUGCUCCUGCCAACAUAGCAGUUCGAAAGCACAUCAAAGUGCAAGUAGAUAAAUAGGUACCACUCCGGCGGGAAGGUAAACGGCGUUUCCGUGCGCUGCUCUGGUUCGCCAGAAGCGGCUUAGUCAUGCUGGCCACCUGACCCGGAAGCUCUACACCGGCUCCCUCGGCCAAGAAAGCGAGAUGAGCGCUGCAACCCCAGAGUCGGCCAUGACUGGACCUAAUGGUCAGGGGUCCCUUUACCCUUUACCUAUACCUGGAUUCUUCUUCUUUCUUUGGCGAUCACUCAUAGCCGAGUAAGAUUGUCUUCCAUAAACACGGUUUUAACAGUGAGUCUGUAAGUGACUGUGGAGGCCAAUUCUGGAUCCACACGUCCUUCCACAGUGGGGACAUUGGUUUCUGGGUGGGAGUUGAUCACAGUGUGGAUUUGCCAAGCGUGCCUUCCUCUUGGAACGUUUCUCCCUUGCGUCCUGAGUUCGAGUCUUCAAAACCCAUGACACCUUUGGUAAAGGCUGUUCUCCAACUGGAGCGCUCGCAGGCCAGAGCUUCCCAAUUGUUGGUGUUUGUACUACAUUUUUUAAGAUUUGCCUUGAGACAGUCUUUAAACGUCUUUCGUUGACCACCAGCAUUACGCUUUCCAUUUUUAAGUGGUGGGCUCUCCUUCCUUGGAGGUUUUUAAUCAGAGGUUGGAUAGGGCCACCUGUCAAGGGUGCUUUAGUUGCGAUUCCUUCAUUGCACGGGGUUGGGCUAGAUAACCCUUGGGAGAAUUCCUUCUGACUUUACAAUCUAUGCAGACUGGGGCUCUUUGGGCAGGAAAAAGAUGAUGUGCAACUUAAUUUGAAGUUAUUGCAGUGAUUCGGCCUAUAUCUGACAUGCAUUUUUUAAAAAUGAGCCAGGAGGGGCUGGGUGUUUCUUGGGUGCUGUAGCGUCUUUGGUGAAUGGGAUAAUAAUAAUAAUAAUAAUAAUAAUAAUAAUAAUUUAUUAUUUAUACCCCGCCCAUCUGGCUGGGUUUCCCCAGUCACUCUGGGCGGCUUCCAACCGAAUAUUAAAAACAGUACAGCAUCAGACAUUAAAAACUUCCCUAAACAGAGCUGCCUUCAGUUGUCUUUUAAAAGUAAAAUAGUUGUUUAUUGCCUUGACAUCUGCUGGCAGGGUGUUCCACGGGGCAGGUGCCACGACCAAGAAGGCCCUCUGCCUGGUUCCCUGUAACCUUACUUCUCACAGCGAGGGAACCGCCAGAAGGCCCUCGGCGCUGGACCUCAGUGUCCGGGCUGGAUGAUGGGGGUGCACUUUGAUUCCAGGAAGCACAAGCAGAGUGGCUGGGCACCCCCUGCCUCUCAACCUCCUUCCUCUGUGUUUUUCUGUCUCUUAUUGGGAGCCUGCCCCUUCUCUCCCUCUCCCCUCCCCUUGCUGCCAUGCUGGAGCCCCAGCUGUGUUUUUCUUUUUGUCCCAUUCAGACGUGGACGAAUGUGAAUAUGAUUCGCACGACUGCCAGCCGAGCCAGCAAUGCAUCAACACGCCUGGGGGCUUCCAUUGCCAGUGUCCGGACGGCUAUCGGAAGAUCGGCACAGAGUGUGUGGGUCAGUGUGCCUGAGGACUGCGCCCAUGGGGUGGUCCUCGGUUUCUGCCAGGGAGUGUGCCUUCAUCUUGGGCUGCAUGCAAUGCAAUGGGGCUCUGAAAGGAAUGGAACAUGUGGGUUCGCAACAAAAUAUUGCAGCGCAGAGGGCCGGCCAGCCUCUUCCUGUAUAUUCCAUUUCAUUCCCUCUGCCCCUGUCUUGUUUUUCAUUCCCCCUUGGCACCAGCACUCAUGGGGCAUUCCAAAGCCAUUCAGCCUGUGAAAUAUACUCAGAGUUGAGAGUGGAUUUCAUGCUCUUUAUUCAGCUCAUAGUGGUGAGGAGGAAUGGAAGUUCCCCCAGAAUGUCUGCUUUAUAUACCUUAUUUACACAAUGAGCCCCACGUGAUUGGCUAAUUCCGGGAUUCUCCUGUAGGCCAAUCAGGUUGCGGAUUCACUUCCACCUGGAGCUGGAUUGGGUGGCUCCUGUGGAUCAGUCAGACUGCUGCAUUCUGGAUCCUAUUGUUCUAGGACCAAUCAGACUGCUGCAUUUUGGAUCCUAUUCAACUCAGUACAUAACAGCCUGCUCACUCCUCAUCCCUUGAGUUUCUCCCGGCCGAACAUGAUUUCUUGCAGUUCUCCUGGGUAGGGACUCUGUUCAUGCUCAGAGGCACAGCAGGGAGGUGGCGGGAGGGGGUCAGAGCCGCUGAGGAUUCCCUCUCCUUUCUCCCACUUGCAGACAUUGACGAAUGCCGCUAUCGCUAUUGCCAGCACCGCUGCGUCAACUCCCCAGGCUCGUUCUCCUGCCAGUGCGAACCUGGGUUCCAGCUGGCCAGCAACAACCGCUCAUGUGUUGGUAAGCAGGGAAUGUCCUUGUCCUGCCCUGGUCCCUUGCAGGUCUUCGAUGCCCUGGUAGAGAUGGCCACCCUAUUGGCUUACCCUAUUGGAGAGCUGCCGUUCCUUGCAAAUCCUGCCAAAUGUUGUGGAGGGAAAGAACACAAGCUUCAUGUUCAGAAGGUCCCCUGUUCAAAGUACCAGGAAGCACAUGAUGGACAAGACCCUUCCUUGCUUAAGACCCCGGGGAGCCGCUGCCAGUCAGAGCAGGUGGUAUUGGGCUAGGUGGACUGUUAGCUUGAUCUGAGCUGUGGUUCGGCAGUCAAAGAUCUGCUUUGCAUUCAGAAGGUUCAAUACCUGGGGCAUCUUCAGGUAGGACUGGGAGACACUCUUGCUUGAAACUCUGGCGUGCUGCUGCCAGUCGAUGUAGAAAACACUGAUCUAGAUGGACAAAGAGCCUGAUUCUGUGUAAGGCAGCUCUCUAUGUUCCAAGGAUUAAGGCCUUUGCUCACUGGCAGAAGGAUGAGUUCAGUCUCCAGUUUCUUCAGUUAGAAAGGAUCAGGUCCCAGCUGAUGGGAAUGACCUCUCUCUCCCUGGGACCUUGAGAGCUGCUGCCAGUCAGAGUAGACAGUAUAAGGGUUGGAUGGACACAUUGCCUGUCCUGGUAGAAGGCAUCUUCCCUGUGUUCCUAAGAGGAAACGGCAGAGGCAAAGGAGGGAAUGAAUGUGAAUGAAUGUGGCUAUAGGUAAAGGUAAAGGGACCCCUGACCAUUAGGUCCAGUCGUGGCCGACUCUGGGGUUGCGGCGCUCAUCUCGCUUUAGUGGCCGAGGGAGCCGGCGUACAGCUUCCGGGUCAUGUGGCCAGCAUGACUAAGCCGCUUCUGGCGAACCGCCGACCUUCUGAUCGGCAAGUCCUAGGCUCUGUGGUUUAACCCACAACGCCACCCGCGUCCCAACUGCUUAAUUUUAGUUACAGUCAGGCUAAGGAGUUAAGCAAGGCUGGAGGAUCAUAUUAGGCCCACUAGAACUCCCCAUUUCACCUGCCGGAUCGUUUUGACCAAGCUCUGCUUACCUGCUCAGGUAAAGAUGAAGCAGGGCUGGAAGAAAACAAAUUGCUUUACAUGGAAUCCAGCUUUCCAUUUAGCUCAGUAUUGUCUGCACUGACUGGCAGCAGCUCUCCAGAAUUUCAAGCAAGGCCUUCUUGCUCCCCCAUCCCGCUCUACUUGGAGAUGCUGCAGGGGAUUGAAACACAGAACCAUAGAAUCACAGAAUUGUAGAGUUGGAAGGGACUUCCAAGGGUCAUCUAGUCUGACCCCUUGCCAUGCAGAAAUUGUAGCUCAAGAAGCCCUGGCAGGUGGCCACCCAACCUCUGCUUAAAAACAAGGAAGGAGAUCCCACCACCUUCUGAGGUCACAGAACAAUAGAUACACAAAGUUGGAAGGGGCCCCCAAAUGUCAUCUAGUCCACCCCCCAAAAAUACUGGACCUUCUGCAUGCAAAGCAGUUGUUCUACCCCCUAGCUACCCCUCUUCCCCAUGAAGGGUCUUUGCAGGCAAUCACCAUGGAUUGCAUCACUUUGCAAGCACCUUCAGUCAGCCAAAGGCUUCUCAGAAAAGCUGGAUGUUUAGGAAGGAUUUAAAGGAGGCAGUGUGCUGGGAGCAAGUUGCAGGACUGAGGGAUAAAAAGGGGAGUGAAGGAGACAGCCUGGAAACCCUUGAAGGGAACAGGAGGCCUCCUGAUAGCUUGGGGCUUGCUUGUCGACAAGCCAUAAGAGGAAAACGCUUAUCCCAGGGGUAAGGUGUGUGUUCCCUGUAUGCCCCAUAAAUGCAUAAAUUGCCGCCAGCCGUUUCCACCUGGCAAUGGCAUCUCAACCCCGCUUAAGCUUUUGCAACCUCUCCUCCAGAUGUAAACGAGUGCGAGAUGGGGGCCCCCUGCAAGCAGCGUUGCUUCAACACGUAUGGUACGUUCAUCUGCCGCUGCAACCAGGGCUAUGAGCUGGACCAGGACGGCUUCACCUGCAACGGUAGGUGGCUCUGUCUCCGCCCCAUUUCUCCGCCCCCUUCUUCCUAGCUCCGCCUCUGCCCCUCCUGCUCUGGAGUUCUUCAACCUUGGGUUCCGUGGAUGUUGUUGGACUACAACUCCCAUCAUCCACAGCCGUCUUAGAUCUUAGGCUUCUAAUGGCAUGAAACCCAAAGUUGGCACAGGGAGGAUUCCCAAAUCCUGAGACUUGACACACUGCCCGGUUAUGGAAGAGCAGAUAAGGAAGAGGGCAACAAGGAAGCAGCAGAAAUCCUUUCUUUUGGGGAUAAUUCAGACUGAAACUCCCAGGUGUCAGAAAAUGUUAUUUAUGUACGCCACAACUGCGGCCCGUGUUUUGUUAGCCCCAAAAUGGAAAACGAGCGAGGUCCCAACUGAAGAAGAACGGCAACUUAAGUUGACAGAUUAUACGCAGCUUGCAGACUUACAUAUAGAAUAAGAGAACAAGAAGAACAUAUGUUUAGAGAAGAUUGGAAAAUGUUUAUUGAAUAUAUGGGAAGUAACUGUGUAGAGCUGAAAACGCUGGCAGCAUUAAGAUAAAUUCAACAGUGUAAAGAAGUUUUGACGGAGGCAAUAAUGGAAUACUGAUUGGUAUAGUUUUUGUAAAAUAUGCAGGGAUUUAUGAUAUGUAAAAUGAACCAUUGAAAGAGAAGAAGGGAAGUCAUUGAGAUCUUAAAGAUGUAAAAACGAAUACUUUAAAUUGUAAAACAGAAAAUUUAAUAAUAAAUUUAAUAAAUUUAAUAAAUUUAAUAAAAAUUUAAUAAAAAAAUACAUAUACAGUGGAUGCUUGGAUUGCGAACGUGAUCCGUGCGGGAUGCACUUUCACAACCCACAGCGUUCGCAACCCGCAACGGCGCGUCUGUGCACAUGCGGGUUGUGAUUCGGCGCUUCUGUGCAUGCACGACUGCUGAAACCUGGAAGUAACCUGUUCCGGUACUUCCGGGUUUCGGCGGUCCAUAACCCAAAAAAACACAACCUGAAGCGUCUGUAACCCAAGGUAUGACUGUAUACCGUGGUACCUCAGGUUACAUACGCUUCAGGUUACAGACUCCGCUAACCCAGAGAUAGUACAUCGGGUUAAGAACUUUGCUUCAGGAUGAGAACAGAAAUCGUGCUCCGGCGGCGCAGCAGCAGCUGGAGGCCCCAUUAGCUAACGUGGUGCUUCAGAUUAAGAACAGUUUCAGGUUAAGAACGGACCUCUGGAACGAAUUAAGUUCUUAACCCGAGGUACCACUGUAUAUGUAUUUAUGUAUAUGUAUACACACACACACACACACACACACACACACACACACACAUAUAUAAUUUUUAUUAAAUUUUCUGUAUGUAUGUGUGUGUGUGUAUAUAUAUAUCUCUCUGUGUGUGUGCAUUAGCAGCAGAAAUCCUGAAAGCAAAAACAAGCCCAGUGACUCCAGAACCUGUCCUAAAUCUUCUCCCUCCUUCCCAGACAUUGACGAGUGUAGCUAUUCCACCUACCUGUGCCAAUUCCAGUGUGUCAACGAGCCGGGACACUUCUCUUGCGCCUGCCCCCAGGGCUACCAGCAGCUGAGCACACGCCUUUGCCAAGGUAAGUGUGGGGCAGGCAUAGCUGCCUCGGGGUGGGGGUGGGGACACCCUCUGGCGCCUGAGCAGUUGUAUAUAGAAUCCUAAGUUGUUUGUGCGAGGUUGUUAGACACAGGUCAGGCCCCUUGUGUGCCUUUAGCUAGGGGUGCCACUCGAUUGAAAACAUGUUAACUGAUAAACAGGUCAUGUUUUCCACGGUGGCUCCCCACUAGUGGAAUGAUUUCCCUAGAGAAACAUGCCUGGCACCAUCUUAUUUAUUUAUUUACUCCCUCUCCUCCUUCCCCUCUACAACCCUAGACAUUAACGAGUGUGAGACGGGAGCCUUCGAAUGCACAGAGUCCCAGAAUUGCAUCAACUUUCACGGUGGGUACCGCUGCGUGGAGAAGAACAGCUGCCAGGAGCCAUAUGUGCAAGUCUCUGAAAAGUGAGUCUGGGCAGGUCAGGAUGGGGGCUGGGGAGGGGAGUGAGGGAGAAAGACCAUCCUGGACCUGAACAAUAGCAAAAUCAACGUGUAUUUCUGUAGCAAGUCCUGGGAAACGGCCCUUGCUUGUAUACUUCAAAGGGAAGAAGUAUUAUGUAUGAUACUUUUUUUAAAAAAAACACUAUUGGUUCUGAAAGCGAAAUGAAGCCUCCAGAGGCAGUCUACCAGAUGUAUGGGUGAAAUUACAAAGCUAGGCUAUUGGCCUCAUACCAUAAAUAGGAGAUCAGGGUUAGCGUCACCACCUGGACGCAACUGAGGGGAUUCUUCUGUACUCUGCUUUCUUAGGAACAAAGCAGGAUUCCUUAUUUGCACAAAUGGAGCCUGCGACAAAAGUUGCAGCGGCAUGGAGUGCCCCCCCCCUGUGUGGCAUAGCCUCCAUCACAGCCAAUAGCCAUUGAAACCCUCUGUGAAUUGGGCUGAUGCUCUUUUAAAGCCUUCCAAGUUGGUGGCCAUCACUGCCCGUGGAGCAAGUUCCACAGUUUGGCGAUGUGCUGUGUGAAGGACUUCCUUUGGUCUCUCCUGAAUCUUUCGACUUUCAGCUCUCCUGGAGGUCCACAAGUGUUCUGAGGGGAGGAAAAUGUUUCUCUAUCUGCUUUCUCCAUGCCAUGCAUAAAACUUCCACCGUGUCAACUCUUACUCACCGUUUCUCUAAAGUCAGAAAUGCUGCAACCUUUUGCUCUUGGCAGAGUCGCUCUUUCCCCUUCACCAUUCUGUUUUCACUUUUCUGAACCAUUCCCAACAGUAGUUCAGUCAGUAAGAGCAUGUGACUCUUAAUCUCAGGGCUGUGGGUUCAAGUCCCAAUGUUGGGCAAAAGAUUCCUGCAUUGCAGGGAGUUGGACUGGAUGUCUACAAUUCUGUGGCACUGCCAGUUCAAACCCCAUGAAGGUAUAUGUGAAAUUAAUAUUUUUUGCCCUGCCGUGUGUCACCUUACACUUGGCUUACACUGAAUUGUGCUUGUCGUUUCACCGCCCAUUCGCUUAGUUUGGAGAGGUGCUUUUGGAGCUCUUCACAAUCUCUCUCUGUUUUGACAACCCUGAACAAUUCAUUUCCUUUGGCAAGCUUGGCCACCUCACUGUCCUCCACCCACCCUCCCAUAACCCAAUUUGUUUCCGCUGUAGCCGCUGCCUCUGCCCAGCCACGAACCCGCUCUGCCGCGAUAAUCCGUCCUCCAUCGUCCACCGAUACAUGAGUAUCACGGCUGACCGAACUGUGCCCUCUGACAUAUUCCAGAUCCAGGCCACAAGCGUCUACCCAGGCGCCUAUAACACGUUCCAGAUCCGCUCGGGCAACGAACAAGGAGAGUUCUAUAUCCGGGUGAGUCCCGCUUCCCAGCAGCAGCCAAUCGGAGCGGCCCCUGCCCACAGCUGCCAUCUUAACCGUUGAUCUGUUAUUACAUAUAUAUUCCAACAUAUCCCUUGUGCAAUAAGCCAGCACCUCCACACACCUCUCUCUGUCCAGGGAAACAAGAGGGAAGAUCAGAAUUCAUGGGCAUAUUCCACCCAAGGAGGGUUUGGAUCACAGUUUGUAAGGGAUGCGGUCAACGAAAGAGUCCGAAGGGACAGAUAGAAGUGCCAUUGAAAUUCCACUCAAUAUUGAUCCAGAGUAGAUUCCAAUGUAUAGUUAGCAGAGUAAAAACUUAAGCUUGUUGCAGGAUUCCCCCAAAAUAGACCAGCAGCAAUUGUAUUUCAUUCAGCAGAGCUUUACUGCUAUUGAAGGCAAAUGAGCAUAAUGGUCACAAAUCCAAUACAUUCAGGAUUGGCCCUGUCCAUAAGAAAUCCAGUUGCAGCAGUCUUAGCUUAAACUUACCAGGGCUAUCGUCUGUCUGGCUCCGAAGCGCCCUCUCCGAUUGCAUGGAGCCCGGACAGCCCCGUGGUUUUCUUCGGAGCUGAGGGCGAUGAAACAAUCGCUGAGACGACUAGAGCAUCGGUGGCAGAAAACUCACUCCGAAUCUGACCGGACACAGGUUAGAGCUCAACGUCGAGCCUACCAAGUGGCGAUAGCGACAGUGAAGAAAACUUUCUUCACCGCCUCUAUUGCAUCUGCAGAAAAUAGUAGCAGGAGACUCUUUCAGGUGGUUCGCAAUUUAACGGAACCACCUUUACCACCGGGGCCUUGUAAAGACCCCAAGAUCUCCUGCAACGAUUUUGCAAAGUUUUUGCAGAUAAAAUCACUCAUAUUCGGAAGGAGCUAGACACCACCGUGGGAGCAGGGCUGGGGCGGGAGAGUGCUGGAGCUCUGUCUGGUCAAGUUGCAUAGAAUCAAUUUCAAUCCGUUACCCCCGAGGACGUGGACAGGCUGCUGGGAUGCGUGAAACCAGCCACCUGUCUCCUUGAUCCUUGCCCAUCCUGGCUAAUAAAAGCAAGCUGGGAAGGGCUGGGCGAUGGGCUCUGCGGGGUGGUGAAUGCUUCCCUCUGUGAGGGAACAUUCCCAGAUCCGCUGAGAGAGGCGGUCAUUAGGGACUUCCGGGGUGGCGCCAUCGGCAAUGGCGGACUCCCUCUGAACUGGAGGGACUAGCUCCGCGGGAAACGGGUCUUCUCCGCUACGGCAAAGCGGGGACCCUUUCAAAAAUCACAGGCGGAUGAAGCCUGUGACCAUGGGACUCAGCGGGCACCUUUAGCGCCCCAACCCGCUAAGGAACCCACUAAUGGGCUCCGAAGUGAAGAGGGGGAAGUGGCGCGGUGCUGUGAGUCAACUGCUAUUUCCGUGGAGCGAAGCCGCAUAGCCGUUGCCGGAGAGCGCUGUCUUUUUCCUGGGACAAUUUGGACUCUAAAAUAAGCACCCGUGAGUACUUAGACUUUGAACAACUGGACAUUAGAUGGGGACUUGUGAGCAGAAAGGAAUUGGAUUUUUAAAAUCUAUUUCAAUUUGGUACGGAACGGGAAAGUCUAAACAGGAAGUCAGCCUUCCGUUCUUCUGUAGAUAGAAUAAAGCAAAGACAACGUAAACUAGAACUCAGAAAAUCGCUUUUAAAGGAUUGGAUUUCAUCAUUUAAAAUUGUUGAACCCCCUUCGACAGCAGGAGAAGAAGGGGAUCUUUUGGACUGUUUAAAGUGAGUUUAAAGUAAAGCAACUUUCCUCCAUCCUGAUCCUGGAGCGGGGUGUCAGGACUGACGCUUGAAGUUCAUUGACCAGAGACAAACGUUUUUGACAGAUAGCUAAAAGAAGAGAAACAUAGUGAUUCCACUGUUUCCUUCGCAUUUCAAAGGAACAAAUAUUGACAAGGUAUCUCAAAAAGGAAACUUUGUUGCAAGAUCAAAUAGAAGUUUUCCCCCUAGAGGGAGACUGUGAAACUGUAACCAACUCCAGGGAGCCGGCAGCUGUUUACAGACUACAAUCGUGGGAAUAGGCAUUUGACCUUGCAGGACAAUGUAUUCUGAAGCUUUGUUGUGUGCUUUCUACAAAACAAAUGUCCUACUGGAACAGUUACAUGAGAAGGUGAAUUUGAUGACGACUUCGACUAGAAAUUUUGAACAGGCAGUGGGAAAAUAUGUGGAGCCCACCCAGGAAUUAAAUCAGGAGUGUGUCCUGACAGAACAGGCCCAACAGGAAUAUGAGCUUUUGGAUUUGACAAAUGAACUUGGAAAAAGCCAGAUUUGGAAAGAAAAAGUUUGGUUUGGCUUGGAAAUGGGGGGGCUGGAUUGACCCCCCUAUGCUGGGAUGUUUGGACUUUUCAAAUCUGGCAAUGGGCCGUGAGAUGUUUGGGAUUGUGGGGGCUCUUAAUUUUGGAGGGUCUUUGAAACAUGCUUUAAAUACCAUAUGGAAUUCAGUGCUGAAUAUGGAAAAGGGGCUGAUCUGUCGAGAAGGGUUAAAAAUAUUGCCAAGCUGGAGUUACCAUGAGCAGGAGACAAGGGAAAAUACAGUUACAAAUAUGAAGAAGAGCUGCGAAAGGGACAUGGAAGAGACUUGAGGGCCUCGGAUAUAAGGUUGCCAGGUUAAUGGGCCAGAUCGAUGGGAUAAUAAGGACUGACUAAACCUGGAACCAGGAGGAAGGGACGUUGGAUGAAGAUUGGAUCUGUUUGUAUUUCUUUUUUCUACCAUUAGAACUGUUUUAUAAAAUUGAUGAAUGUCAGAAAAUGUUGGAAUGAAAUUACUCGGCUUUAGUAAAGAUGUUUAAAGAAUUAUGAAAGAAUAUUAUGGUUAUGAGAAGUUGGUAAGGAUAAGAUUUAAGUUAUAAGCUUUAAGGUUUAUUUCUUAUAUAAAGAUAAGAUCAAAACUGUUUAGGGUAAUGUAAUGACAGAAUAUUAUGAAAUAUGGAAAGGAUUUGCUGGGAUAAUUAAUAACUAGGAUACAAAGAAAGGGAGGAGGAGGAGGUCAAAGAAAGAAGGUAAUGACAGUUGAGGAUUCGAGAAUAAUGAAUUUGUUUUUAAAUGUUCUUAAAUUGUAUCUUUGUUUUUUCUUCUGUCUUUUUUUCUUUUUCUUGAAUUUGUAUUUGUAUGGUUGGAAGGGUUUUUUUUUUCUUUUUCUUCCUUUUCUACUUUGUUAACUAUUUUUAUUUUGUAUUUUCUUCUGCUUUUAUUUUAUGUUGUAACACUUUGAAAAUUUCAAUAAAUAUUUUAUAAAAAAAAUAAUGAAAGAGGCGGUCAUUAAACUGCUUCUUAAAAAACCAUCUUUAGACCCGGCCAGUAUGGCCAACUAUUGCCCAGUCUCAAAUCUUCCAUUCUUGGGCAAGGUGAUUGAGCGUGUGGUUGCUGAACAACUCCAGGCACGCCUGGAGGAUGUGGACCAUUUGGAUCCCUUCCAAUCGGGAUUCAGGCCUCAUCAUGGGACUGAAACUGCCUUGGUCGCCCUGGUUGAUGAUCUCCGGCGAGCUAGGGACAAAGGUGAGAGUUGUUUCCUAGUUCUGCUGGAUCUCUCAGCGGCCUUUGAUACAAUCGACCAUAACAUCCUUCUGGACCAUCUAGAGGGGCUGGGAGCUGGGAGCACUGUUAUGCAGUGGUUUCUCUCCUUCCUCCUGAGCCGUGUUCAGAAAGUGGUGGUGGGGGAUGAGUGUUCAGACCCCUGGGCCCUCACUUGUGGGGUGCCUCAGGGUUCCGUCGUCUCCCCCAUGCUUUUUAACAUCUAUAUGAAGCCGCUGGGAGAGAUCAUCAGGGGGUUUGGGCUGGGUGUCCAUCAAUGUGCUGAUAAUACCCAGCUCCACCUCUCUUUCAAAUCAGAACCAGUGAAGGCGGUGAAGGUCCUGUGUGAGUGCCUGGAGGCGGUUGGAGGAUGGAUGGCGGCUAAUGGAUUGAAGUUGAAUCCUGACAAGACACAAGUACUGUUUUGGGGGGACAGGGGGCGGGCUGGUGUGGAGGACUCCCUGAUCCUGAAUAGGGUAACUGUGCCCCUGAAGGACCAGGUGCGCAGCCUGGGAGUCAUUUUGGACUCACAGCUGUCCAUGGAGGCGCAGGUCAAUUCUGUAUCCAGGGCAGCUGGUCUACCAACUCCACCUGGUACGCAGGCUGAGACCCUACCUGCCCGCGGACUGUCUCACCAGAGUGGUGCAUGCUCUAGUUAUCUCCCGCUUGGACUGCUGCAAUGCGCUCUACGUGGGGCUACCUUUGAAGGUGACUCGGAAACGACAACUAAUCCAGAAUGCGGCAGCUAGACUGGUGACUGGGGGCGGCCGCCGAGACCACGUAAUACCGGUCUUGAAAGACCUACAUUGGCUCCCAGUACGUUUCCGAGCACAAUUCAAAGUGUUGGUGUUGACCUUUAAAGCCCUAAACGGCCUCGGCCCAGUAUACCUGAAGGAGCGUCUCCACCCCCAUUGUUCUGCCCGGACGCUGAGGUCCAACGCCGAAGGCCUUCUGGCAGUUUUUUCACUGUGAGAAGCAGAGCUACAGGGAACCAGGCAGAGGGCCUUCUCGGUAGUGGCGCCUGCCUUGUGGAAUGCCCUCCCAUCAGAUGUCAAAGAGAUAAACAACUACCUGACAUUUAGAAGACAUCUGAAGGCAGCCCUGUUCAGGGAAGUUUUUAAUCUGUGAUAUUUUAGUGUAUUUUUGGUUUCUAUGGAAGCCGCCCAGAGUAGCUGGGGAAACCCAGCCAGAUGGGCGGGGUACAAAUAAUAAAUUUUUAUUAUUUAUUAUUAUUAUUAUUACAAGAAGUCUAAAACCUUAACACUAAGCAUACCAUGCACAGAACACAACACCAGAAGGACACCUAUUUUUAUAGUCAGCAUGACCUUGACAGAAGAGAUAAGAGAACCAGUUUAAGCCAGCUGUACUCAGCUUCUCUGAAGGAAUAACCCAAACAUCAUGCUUAUUUCUUUCACACAGAAAAGCUUCCAGAACCCUUUUGAAUUAAGUCCAAUAGGAAAGAUCUCUGCACAUCAGAUCAAUGCUUUCUGUACCUAGAAAUGCAAACUGACGACAAGUGCCAUUUUGCCCCUGGGCCUGAGGUCCCCCACCUCUUCCCUGGACCCUAUAUGUGGGAAGGCAAUGUCUGUUUCAAGAAACUCCCAGCUUGAACAGCUACCAGGCCCAUCUCGAACAGACUAGGCCCUGGCCUGGCAUUCUCCCUCCCUCUCCCUCAAGGCUCAACCUCCUUUUCUCCCCCACAGCAAAUCAACAACAUAAGCGCCAUGCUGGUCUUGGCCCGGCCAGUGACAGGGCCCCAUGAGUUUGUCCUGGAUUUGGAGAUGGUCACCAUGAACACCCUGAUGAGCUACCGUUCCAGCUCGGUGUUGCGGCUCACCGUCUUUGUGGGAGCCUAUUCGUUCUAGCCAAGCAGCAGCACUUCCCCUUGCCUGGCUGAGGAGGGGAGGGGUAAGUCUGGCUUUUGGAUGGGCAAAUGAACCUUCAUCCUAGGAAUGGGGAGGGGGGAGAAAGAGAGCUGACCCAUGGGUGGGUAAGUAAUGAAAUAAUUGGCUGGACCCCUAGAUCAAAAAAUGCAGGGCUUUACACACACUCUAGCGGGAGAGAGCCACCAGCAGAGUUUAGAAGAGUCUCAAAAUUAAGUGGGAGUAUAGCAUGGGAAUAAUGGGCUGUUAGACCCUUUCAUGUAUCCUGUUCAGUUUGCCAACAACCCUUCUCUUUACCCCUCUGGCAAUGAACAGACCGCACACUGCUAAGUAAGUUUAAAAUGCUUUCCUUACAAAAUCCAAAGGUCUGAUUCAUGUAUUGUUCCAUGCAAUAGCAAGGAACACACAUGUAGAAUACUGUUGGGUACAAAAUGCAGAAGAUAGUUUCAAGCAUGUGGUCUGAGCUUGGAGUACAUCUUUCCUGGUUGGUUACAUGGCACGAAGAGAGUGAGGAAAGGAAGAGAAGCUUCACUUCUUCCCUCAUUGGAGGUGAGGGUGUGUGGCUUAAGUGAGUCUAGGAACCCAGCUCUCUGGUUUUAACCCUUUCCUGCACUAAAACCCUGCCUGAAACCCUGUAGAGCUACUGCUUAAAAGCACUCUUCAUAAUAUUUCAGAGAUUCCAGAUGUGAGCCAGUAAUAACAAGGAAAUUCUGUGCUUUCAAGUUCAGCUCACAGCAGCUACCAGGUCUUAUGGGGGAGGGGGCAUCCUAGGUUGGUGCAAACCGCUCCCCCACCCCUGAGAUCUUCUAUAUUGCAGUGCAUGGUUACACUCUCUUCUUCCUCUCUCCAUUGCAGAAACAUCUGCUGGGUUGGGCUGUGUAAGAGAGGAACCGAGAGGCAAGAAGCCACGACCCCAGCGGCCAGGGAAGGGAUCUGUCAUGGCCUUUUGCAUCUUCCCCGACCCCCAAGAAGCACCCAUCAUCACAACUGGAUGAAGAGGGACCAGAGCUGCGACUGGGGGGCCAGAGCUGUGGCUUCAAAGACGAGCGCCACCCCCUCCAGAAGCGCCCUUUGAGCUACCACCCUGCCCGGCAGUGGAACUCGUGCCCCCUUCUCCCACUGCCCCCUGCAUCUCAGAGCACAGAGGGGCCUCCACAACCUCGCAGCAAGGCUCCGUGUUUGUUUUCUGCUUAACAGAGUGAGGGAGAGAAAGACAAAACAAAAAUUAGUAAAAUGAUUUUUUAUGUGUGUGGAAAGGAAAUGAUUCAAAUGUGUGUCUGGAUGCUUCCCAAAUGGACCAAGCGCUCCAGAAUCUUUGGGGAAUAAGCCUUGUCCUUUUCAGUCUCUUCAAGGCUCCCCAGCAGAUAGGAAGGCUUUCCCAGCCAGACACCCAUCCUAGAUGCUAGAGCCGGUCUAACCCCACCUCCAAAAGGAUAUUGUACUGCUAGGAAAAGUUGGAGCAGCUCCCAUACGAGGAAAGGCUAGAACAUUCUGGGCUUCUUAGCUUAGAAGAAAGGUGAGUAAUUGGAGACACGAUACUUAACGCCUGGUGUUCGGCAAGUGAAUAGGGAGAUGUUUUUUCUCCUUCUCUCUGAUACUAGAACCCAAUGGGGGGGUUCAUCCAGGGAAGGUGAAUGUUGCAAGAAUUAGGACAGACAAAAGGCCGUCCUUCGCAAUGGCCAUACAGUGGUACCUCGGGUUAAGAACUUAAUUCGUUCUGGAGGGCCGUUCUUAACCUGAAACUGUUCUUAACCUGAGGUACCACUUUAGCUAAUGGGGCCUCCCGCUGCCGCCACGCGAUUUCUGUUCUCAUCCUGAGGUAAAGUUCUUAACCCGAGGUACUAUUUCUGGGUUAGCGGAGUCUGUAACCUGAAGCGUCUGUAACCCGAGGUACCACUGUAGUUAAACGAUGGAAUUUGCCUACACAAGUAGUAGUGAUGGCCGCUGACUUUUUUUAAAAAAGGGGGGGGGUCAGAGAAAUUCACGGAGGACAAGA
This is a messenger RNA of Podarcis lilfordi (Lilford's wall lizard), 25916 nucleotides long. Lineage: Eukaryota; Metazoa; Chordata; Lepidosauria; Squamata; Lacertidae. The record is from the annotation of a GenBank genome assembly.